Leptinotarsa decemlineata (Colorado potato beetle) is the source of this 3779-nucleotide messenger RNA. RefSeq names its product no receptor potential A (gene norpA). Gene Ontology annotation, molecular function: phosphatidylinositol-4,5-bisphosphate phospholipase C activity; calcium ion binding. The record is from RefSeq and is a predicted model, not a curated record. Gene Ontology annotation, biological process: phosphatidylinositol metabolic process; phosphatidylinositol-mediated signaling; release of sequestered calcium ion into cytosol. Lineage: Eukaryota; Metazoa; Arthropoda; Insecta; Coleoptera; Chrysomelidae.
GUGAUCAAAGACGAAAAGAAAGCAGCCCCAGAUAAAAAACCAGCUGUCGUCUGACGAGCUGACAUCUGUCAGAAGAAACUGUCAAAACUACCGAAAUGUCACUGAAAAUAAUUAUGUGAAAAUUGUAAACAUUUUGUAUAGGAAUGGGAAAAAUAUGAUUUACUUCAACUUUUCUGAAAUUAUCAACACUCGAAACUAUAACUAUGUGAGUUUUUGAUAUUAUGAAUAGGCCUUCGCCAUGACGAAGAAAUUCGAGUUCGAUUGGCAUAUUCCCGUGCCAGAACCACUUUUGUCGGGGUGUGUUUUUGAUCGAUGGACGGAAGACAAGGAUAAUGUUGAACUGGAACAACGGGCAUUAUUCAAAGUGGACGAAUAUGGAUUCUUCAUUUAUUGGAAAAGUGAAGGAAAGGAAGGCGAUGUCAUCGAGUUGUGCCAGGUCAGUGACGUUAGAGCUGGAGGUGUACCCAAAGAUCAGAAAAUAUUAACUAAAUUGACUAACGAACAUGGAACGGAUCUUGAAAACAAAUCCUUGACUAUUUGCAGUGGGACAGAUUAUAUCAACAUCAAUUAUCAACACAUUGUGUGUCCAAAUGCUGAAACUGCUACGGUAUGGUUGGAUGGCCUAAGAAAAAUUACCCAUAAUGUGAAAGCAAAUAAUUUUUGUCCCAUGACAUGUUUGAAAAAACAUUGGAUGCGACUUGGAUUUUCAGUAGAUCAAAAAGGUCACAUACCAGUUAAAGUAAUCGCAAGAACUUUUGCCUCAGGAAAAACCGAAAAACUGGUUUACCAAAUAUUAUCAGAACUAGACCUUCCAUCUGGAAAGGGAGACAGCAUUGAACCUGAAGCUUUUACUUUCGAUAAGUUUUAUGCUCUCUAUCAUAAAAUUUGUCCAAGGAAUGAUAUCGAAGAACUGUUUCGCAGCAUCACUCAAGGACAAGCGGACUAUUUGAAUGUCGACCAAUUCAUUAAUUUUCUUAAUGAAAAACAAAGGGAUCCUAGAUUGAAUGAGAUAUUGUAUCCACUGUAUGAUGAAAAACGUGCCAAAGAAAUUAUCGAAACUUACGAACAGGAUGAGGAAUCCAAAUUAGCCAACAGAUUAACCAAAGAUGGACUAAUAAGAUAUUUGAUGUCUGAUGAGAAUGCUCCUGUGUUUCUGGAUCGACUCGAUAUUUAUAUGGAAAUGGACCAACCUCUUUGCGCCUACUACAUAAAUUCUAGUCAUAAUACAUAUUUAUCAGGUCGACAGUUUGGAGGAAAGUCAUCGGUGGAAAUGUAUCGACAGGUGUUGCUGGCGGGUUGUCGGUGUGUAGAGUUGGAUUGCUGGGAUGGGAGAGGUGAAGAUGAAGAACCCAUCAUUACUCACGGCAGAGCAAUGUGUACAGACAUAUUGUUUAAAGAUGUAAUAUAUGCCAUAAGGGACACAGCCUUCGUUACAUCUGAUUACCCAGUCAUUCUGUCGUUCGAAAACCAUUGUUGUAAGACACAGCAACAUAAACUUGCCAAAUAUUGUGAUGAAAUUUUAGGUGAUCUGCUUUUGAAAGAGCCUUUGGAAGAGUAUCCUUUGGAACCUGGGUGCCCUCUGCCGCCACCCUGUGCUUUGAAGAGGAAAAUCUUGAUAAAAAACAAAAGAUUGAAACCAGAAGUGGAGAAAGAAGAGUUGGAAUUAUUCAGGCAGGGUGAUUUUGUUAUCGAGGAUGAAGAAAAAGAAGAUGCCAAUGCCAGUGCAGAUAGACCUGUUCCACCGGACCUUCCAAAUGAUAUUUCCCUCGAGAACCCUGCAGAAGUGGGGUUACCAGAGGGAGAAGCUAUACCUAGGCCCAUACACACAGGCUCCACCACAAAUGUGCAUCCUUGGUUGAGUUCGAUGGUGAAUUAUGCUCAACCAGUAAAGUUUCAAGGAUUCGAUGUUGCUGAAGAAAAAAAUAUUCACCACAACAUGUCUAGUUUCUCCGAGCCCAAUGGUUUGAACUACUUGAAAACGCAGGCCAUAGAGUUUGUUAAUUACAACAAAAGACAAAUGUCACGUAUCUACCCUAGCGGAGCUCGUGCUAACUCUUCAAAUUAUAUGCCGCAGGUAUUUUGGAAUGCUGGAUGUCAGAUGGUUUCACUGAACUUUCAAACGUCAGAUUUGCCUAUGCAGUUGAAUCAAGGUAAAUUCGAAUACAACGGUAAUUGCGGUUAUUUGCUGAAACCUGAUUUCAUGAGACGUCAUGAUAGGACUUUCGAUCCUUUUGCUGAAUGUCCUGUUGACGGAGUAAUCGCAGCCCAGUGUGCUGUCCAAGUAAUAGCCGGACAAUUUUUGUCUGACAAGAAAAUUGGCACCUACGUUGAGGUAGAUAUGUAUGGUUUACCUACAGAUACUAUCAGAAGAGAAUUUCGUACGAGAUUGGUCCCUCAGAAUGGUCUCAAUCCAGUGUACAAUGAAGAACCUUUUUUAUUCAGGAAAGUCGUUUUACCAGAUUUGGCAGUAUUGAGAUUCGGUGUCUAUGACGAAAAUGGAAAGCUUCUGGGCCAAAGAAUUUUACCUCUGGAUGGUUUGCAGGCUGGCUAUCGUCACAUCUCUCUAAGAACUGAAGCGAACUUUCCAAUGUCUCUUCCCAUGCUUUUCUGUAAUAUCGAAUUGAAAAUAUAUGUUCCUGAUGGUUUCGAAGACUUCAUGGCCGCAUUGAGUGAUCCAAGAGGAUUUAUGGGCGCUCAACAAAGACAAACGGAACAGAUGUCGUCCAUGGGAAUAGAGGUUACUACUGACAAACCAGUCGAGAAAAAGGAGAAGAAGGAGGAAAAUAAAAUCGUGUUUGAACCCAUUACUAUCGAAACAAUAAAGCAGGACAAGGCUUUUCAAAAAAAUACCAAGAAACAACAAAAGGAAUAUGAUGCUUUGAAGAAAAAACAAACCAAAGAAAAGUUAGCUGUCCAAAAAACUCAGUGUUCCGCCAUUGAAAAGCUCAUCAAGGGCAAAAACAAAAAUGACAUUGUGAAUGAUCCGGCAGUUCGGAAAUUGGUAACCGAACAAACCCUUGAGUGGAGCUCGUUGAUGGAAUGUCAUCGAAAACAGGAAUGGGAGUUCCUUAGAAAUCAGUUAGAUGACCAAAGGGAUGUUUUACGUAAACACAUGGAAGUAUUACAGGUACUUCAGAUGAAGCAGUUGGAAGCCAAACACGACAGAGACAUGAAGGAACUGAGCAGUGCGCAAGCUAAGAUUUCAGUGGAAACAGCCAAAGAGGUUACCAGUGAUAAGAAUCUCAAAACCAAGAGAGACAAAGAACGUAGGUUGAAAGAAAAGCAACAAAAUAAUCAAAAGCGUUUUGUGGAUGAACGUAAAACAGCCCAAAUUAAACAGAGCAGAGAAAAAGAGAAGUUGAAAAUUACUCAUGAUAAACAGUUGGAAAUGCUAUCUCACGAUAUCCAAAGAAUGAUAGAUAUGUACAAAAACGAGGAGUUGGAAUAUGAGAUGUCAAGCAAGAGUGAAUUUUUCGCUUGAAUUUCCAUUAAGUAAUGUAGUUCUUAUAUUAUUAUUUGAAUAUAAAUAAAAUAUAUGAUUUUGUUAUAAAAUGUCAGCUAUUCAUGAGUUUUUGUUUCUAUUCACUGUCUAGAGCAAUUUCAAUUAGAUUCUUUUGAGAAGAUGAUUUCAAAUUUGUGAUAACAAGCUUGAUUAUUGAAAUUAAAUCAGUGUAUAUUCAGACCGAACCGAGGGCUACAUUCACAUGAAAGGCUAGUUUUCUUUGUAUUUAAUGAAAUAUAAGGUUGAAUUAAUCAAAAAUAUAAAAUAUUGUGAAGAA